This is a messenger RNA of Scleropages formosus (Asian bonytongue), 1596 nucleotides long. It is a transcript of the gene mab21l1, whose product is annotated as mab-21-like 1. The record is from RefSeq and is a predicted model, not a curated record. The transcript has a single exon. NCBI's taxonomy places the organism in Eukaryota, Metazoa, Chordata, Actinopteri, Osteoglossiformes, Osteoglossidae. The coding region runs from base 502 to 1581 and encodes 359 amino acids.
UCCCCGUGUCCGACCCUCCCUCCCUUCAUCACUUCCACGCCGGUGCGUCCGAGAGCACUUAAACACUGCAACACCGGCAGUCCUCCUCCUCCUCCUCCUCCUCCUCACACACACAAACAGAAGGCGAGAGGAAAACCGCACAGGCGCCGAGGAGGCUCGUUUUCGCAACUGACAGCGGAGCGAGGGUCCGAUCCCGAGGCGCGCCGCCGCGCACUGCCGUCGCUCGUAAAUCGAGAUCGAGGGACUUAUUUGCGAGGGGAGCGAGUCGAACCCGAUGACCGCCGCCGAGAAGAUCGACGUUGGCGAGGGCGUGCUAGUCUGAGGACGACGACGACGACGAGGAGGACGACGAGCUCGCUUCACCGAAGCACACGUACACGUUCCGUUUUCACUCUAAGCAGCCCACAUUCUUCUCUAAAAUUGGCUCCGGUACAAACAGCCGCGUUGGAUCCGUCGGCGUACUGCGAGACUCCGGUGUACAACCCGGAUCUCUGCCCGAACAUGAUCGCGGCUCAGGCCAAGCUGGUGUACCACCUCAACAAAUACUACAACGAGAAAUGCCAGUCGAGGAAGGCGGCCAUCUCCAAGACGAUCCGCGAGGUGUGCAAGGUGGUGUCCGACGUGCUCAAGGAGGUGGAGGUGCAGGAGCCGCGCUUCAUCAGCUCCCUCAACGAGAUGGACAACCGCUUCGAGGGUCUCGAGGUCAUCUCGCCCACCGAGUUCGAGGUGGUGCUCUACCUCAACCAGAUGGGGGUCUUCAACUUCGUGGACGACGGCUCGCUGCCCGGCUGCGCCGUGCUCAAGCUCAGCGACGGCCGCAAGAGGAGCAUGUCCCUCUGGGUGGAGUUCAUCACGGCCUCCGGCUACCUGUCGGCGCGCAAGAUCCGCUCCCGCUUCCAGACGCUGGUGGCGCAGGCGGUGGAUAAGUGCAGCUACCGGGACGUGGUGAAGAUGGUGGCGGACACGAGCGAGGUGAAGCUGCGCAUCAGGGACCGCUACGUGGUGCAGAUCACGCCCGCCUUCAAGUGCACGGGCAUCUGGCCGCGCAGCGCGGCGCACUGGCCCCUGCCGCACAUCCCGUGGCCGGGGCCCAACCGCGUGGCCGAGGUCAAGGCCGAGGGCUUCAACCUGCUCUCCAAGGAGUGCUACUCGCUCAACGGCAAGCAGAGCUCGGCCGAGAGCGACGCCUGGGUGCUGCAGUUCGCCGAGGCCGAGAACCGCCUGCUGCUGGGCGGCUGCAGGAAGAAGUGCCUGUCGGUGCUGAAGACGCUGCGCGACCGACACCUGGAGCUGCCCGGACAGCCGCUCAACAACUACCACAUGAAGACGCUCGUGUCGUACGAGUGCGAGAAGCACCCGCGCGAGUCGGACUGGGACGAGAACUGCCUGGGCGACCGGCUCAACGGCAUCCUGCUGCAGCUCAUCUCGUGUCUGCAGUGCCGUCGGUGCCCGCACUACUUCCUGCCCAACCUGGACCUGUUCCAGGGCAAGCCGCACUCGGCGCUCGAGAACGCGGCCAAACAGACGUGGAGACUGGCGCGGGAGAUCCUCACAAACCCCAAGAGCCUGGAGAAGCUCUGAGGUUCCGCGCGCGCG